Molecule: messenger RNA, 1773 nt
Organism: Phlebotomus papatasi
Lineage: Eukaryota; Metazoa; Arthropoda; Insecta; Diptera; Psychodidae
Product: probable cytochrome P450 12b2, mitochondrial
Exons: 7
Coding region: 60-1634 (524 amino acids)
Molecular function (GO): oxidoreductase activity, acting on paired donors, with incorporation or reduction of molecular oxygen; monooxygenase activity; iron ion binding
Source: RefSeq, a predicted model, not a curated record
GAUAAAGCAAAUUUUGAUUACAAGUACCUCAGUAUCAAGUCAACUGUAGAACGGUCAAGAUGUGGUCAAACGCGAAAGUUAUUUUGCGCAAUGGUAAUUGCAGAGUGUCUCAGUUAAGUGGAAUUCUUAAAGUGCACACAUCAUCAAGUGAAAAUCAGCAUGUAGCAGCUUUGGAAGUGGAUACUGUUAAUGUAAAGCAAUACAAUGAGGUUCCUGGACCAAGUGCUUUUGAAUUGGUCAAGAGCUCUUUACCAGGAGGAAAAUAUUAUAAAAAAGAUUUUGCUGAUUUUCUCUCAUCGUUUAGACAAGAGUAUGGAGAUAUUAGUAAAAUUCCUGGAGUAUUUGGGAAAAAUGAUAUUAUUCUUGUGUAUGAUCCUGAAGACUUUAAGACCGUCUUUCAGACUCAAGGGCAGUAUCCCAUUAGAAGAGGGGUUGAUACGAUUGUUCACUAUCGGUCAAAAGUCCGGAGGGAUUUUUAUGAAGGUGUGAUUGGUUUUGCAGAUCAGGGAAAAUCUUGGUGGGACUUUAGACAAAAAGUUAACGCUGUCAUGAUGAAACCGCAAAUAACACGGAAAUACGUUCCAUCUGUUGACGAAGUCACUCAAGAUUUUGUUAAGAGAUUGCAUUCUCUGAGAGAUAAAAACAUGGAAACUCCAUCGGAUUUCUACGCAGAAUUAAAUAUGUGGGCACUUGAAUCAAUUGCCCAAAUUACAAUGGACACUAGACUUGGAAUCUUCGAUAAUACAACAAACAAAAAUAUGCAUAGUCUUAUGAGUGACCUUAAAGUCUUCUUCGACCUAACAUACCGGCUGAAUUUUCAACUAUCCUUUUGGAAAUAUUUUCCUACCGCUUCUUAUCGCAAACUCACACAGAGCACAGAUAAUAUGUAUAAAGUUAUUCAACAUUAUGUAAAUAUUGGGAUUCGGAAAAUCAAGGACAACGCCGAUGAUGAGGAAAAUGAGGGAGUUCUUAAGAAACUCUUGGAAAUUGAUCCAAAAGUUGCAACAAUCAUGGUGAUGGACGCAUUAUUUGCUGGAGUUGAUACGACGUCGACAGCAACAUUCUCCGUCUUAUAUGUUUUGGCUAAGAACCCUGAGAAGCAGGAUAAAUUGAGACAAGAGUUGAUGAAGAUUCUCCCAGAGAAGACGUCUCCACUUACUGUGGAAAAUAUGAGUAAUAUGCCCUAUCUCAGGGCUUGCAUCAAAGAAGCUUUGAGGUUGUAUCCAGUGACCUUUGGGAACUUCCGCUCAACAGGACAGGAUCUUGUUCUGAAGGGAUAUCACAUCCCGAAAGAUACUGAUAUUCUGAUGGGUAAUCAGAUAACUCAAAUGGAGGAUAAAUAUUUUGAUAAACCGUAUGAAUUUAAACCAGAGCGAUGGAUUCGACCACCAAACAGCAAGAUAACUUGUCCCGUGAGUGCAACUUCUCAUCCCUUUUCCUACCUUCCUUUUGGCUUCGGUACGCGGAUGUGCGUUGGUCGUAGAUUUGCAGAGAUGGAAAUUGAAUCCCUGGUGAGUCGGUUGGUGAGAACCUAUAACAUUGAUUGGAGGUAUCCUGACCCGAAAAUUUCAAGUUUAACAAUAAAUAUGCCAAUUGGCGAUAUAAAAUUCCGCUUAUCAGAACUUAAAGAAUAAUUAAUAUAGGGAAGAUGAGGAUAUAAAACCCAAUUAAUGUACCUUUUACCGCACUAUAACAUGUUUUGGAGGUGUCUUGUGACAAAUUUGUAUCGUAACUCCAAUAUUGUAAAAAUGAAUAAAAACUGAUUGGUUUUAA